Molecule: messenger RNA, 3459 nt
Organism: Micropterus dolomieu (smallmouth bass)
Lineage: Eukaryota; Metazoa; Chordata; Actinopteri; Centrarchiformes; Centrarchidae
Gene: crppa
Product: CDP-L-ribitol pyrophosphorylase A
Exons: 11
Coding region: 130-1503 (457 amino acids)
Biological process (GO): protein O-linked glycosylation via mannose; isoprenoid biosynthetic process
Cellular component (GO): cytosol
Molecular function (GO): D-ribitol-5-phosphate cytidylyltransferase activity
Source: RefSeq, a predicted model, not a curated record
CUGUUCUACCUCAACAGCGCUGUUUUCCCAAAUCUCCGUCGACAGUGCUUCUUCUUCCCACCCCGCCCAUUUCGCUGGGAAUGGACAGUUUUUGGGAAUGACCUGCCGUGACCCCUCAACCGCGAACUGAUGGAGGUUAACCGCAUUAACACGCAGAGUGAUAACUGUGACCCGGGCAGGCCCACUCAUCCAGGGAUUUUCCCAACCCACGAGGCCGGGAAGAGCGACCACCAGACGGCGGAGCGCAGCGUGGACUUCCCGGUGUCUGUAGUUCUUCCUGCCGGUGGCACCGGUGAGAGAACCGGACUCCAGACACCUAAACAGUUCUGCUCGUUUCUGGGUCGGCCGCUUAUAAGCUACACAAUCCAGGCUUUCGAGAGGGUGUCAUGGAUCCAGAGCAUUGUAGUCGUUGUUGCCAAAGAAAACAUAGACCUGAUGACGGACAUCAUCCAGCGCUUCCAGCACAGGAAGGUUCGAGUGGUGCCAGGCGGCUCGACUCGUCACAGGUCGAUAUGUAACGGAGUCCUGGCUCUGGGCGAGGGGAAGGAGGAGAGGCCGGUGGCGGACAGACCAAAGGUGGUCAUCAUCCACGAUGCAGUGCGGCCUUUCGUGGAGGAGGACUUUCUCUACAAGAUAGCCAUGGCUGCCAAAGAUCAGGGGGCAGCAGGAGCCAUCCGACCUCUUGUUUCCACAGUGAUAGCCACCACAUCAGAGGGCUACCUGGAUCAUUCUCUGGAGCGAGCCAAGUACAGAGCCAGCGAGAUGCCUCAGGGAUUCACAUACGAUGUCAUAUAUCAAGCCUAUCAGAGGUGCAGUGAGUCAGACUUUGAGUUUGGCACCGAGUGUCUCCAUCUGGCUCUGCAGUACUGUGGCACCAAUGCCAAGCUCAUCCAGGGUCCGCCAACACUGUGGAAGGUAACCUACAAACGGGAUUUAGCUGCUGCAGAGUCCAUUAUUAAAGAGACUCUUUCGCAGUCGGCCUGUGUUAUCACAGGUGGAUCUGCACAAGCAGUUUCACUGGCUGAUGCCCUCCAGAAGGCUGUUGGAGGUCUGGACAUGGAGCUGGAUGUCAUCCCAGAUCUGAUGGGAGAAAACUCAAGGUAUCUGCUAGAGGAGUGGAACUUCAUCCAGAUUUCUGUCAAUCGUUCUUGCUUGUCUGAAGUGGAGGCCAUAGUGAUGGAUUUGGAGGCAGCGAAUCGGGCUCUUCUCCACCCGAUGGUCGUUAUUUGGGUGCAUUUGAGUGGUUCAGAUGAGCUGUCCAUUAGCGGGAGGAUGGUAGAGCCAAAAGCUAUCGUGGACCUGGCCUCAACAGCCAAGCUCCGAAAUAUUCUUCUCUAUGGCAUCCAGCUUUGUCAGUCAAAGGACCUCUCGGUACACAUGCUUGUCUGGUUGGGUGUGGUGGAAAAUAGCUGCGGAAUACCACACAUUGUAUUCAGAACAGGGAAAAUACCACCAGAUGCCCCAAAAUCCAGGACACCGAGCGUUGGGAGAGGUCAGCGCUGAAGGUCGCUGAGAUCAUGUCAGCUUUGAUCCAGGAGAGGAGUCCCGCCCUGGUGGGACAGCUUCUGCAGGCGUAAAGGGAAGCAGCACCAACCGAGAACCUCCUCUACCAGACUCACGAACGCUGCAGGGAUGAGGCAGUGUUUAUUCUGCUCUAAAUCCAUCUCAUCAGUUAAAGCAAGGUUAAAGGGAUACUCCCAGGAUUAAGUGCUGCCCAGCGAAAACUUUGGGGACUUUCAAGAGAUUAACUUCCAAAAAAGAAUUGAAGCAGCAAAUGCAGAGAUAUUCUGAAUUUUAGCACCAAGACUGCAUCAGGCUCAACCCCAGAAUCCUACACUUCCCUUCGCUCCUUUUGUUUAGCUUUCUGCAAAAAAUCAGAUUGUGGCAAUGAAAGCUAGUCUUUACUAUAAUCAACCACAAAUCGGAUGUUGUGGUCUAUUCUAACAAUAUAUGUGGUUGGUAAAGUGGCCAGUAUUUUGUUGGGUUGCACCAGUGCCAAAUGAAAGAGAGUGAAUUAGUUGGUUGUUUGAGAUAUUAAAACAGAAAAAUAGUUAACAUUUAUCAUUAAUAUUUACAUAUUGACUGAACACAUUAUAAAGCUGCUGUAGGUUUACUUUUUUAUUGUUUGUUUUUUUUUGUAAGUUUUUUUCAUCAAAUUAGUACAGCUGGAUUUUUCAGAAAUUAAAGCCCCUAUGUUUUGGAUUUUAAACAUUCUUGCUUUGGAGACUCCUAGUGAUAUUACUAUGGACACAAUGAUGCACAUCAACACGUACAAUCAUAUAAAAACACAUAGGGGCUUUAAAAUGGCUGUAAACAAAUGAGACCAUUGUUGAGAAAAUGUUAGUCCCCUACUGGAACCAAGAGAUACUGAUUUAAAAUCUAAAGAAGGUAGACAAAUUAAAGCAUUCAGUUUUUGAAACUUUUUGCAACUUAUGUUCACAAAAAUUCCUUCCAGUAUGUUUGUCCUCUUCAAUAAAGCACAAAAGAAACAUGGAGGAUCAUAACUUAUGUGAAUUGUGCUGUGCUGACACCAUAACUGCUUUAAGUUUGAGCCAGCCAUCUAGGUUCGGUCUAAGUUGUUCACCGGAAGUAUCACAAGUACUUUGAGAAGCGAGACAUGGCCCCAAAUGCAUGUACAGUACAUUCGCAUAACAAAUGAUUAUUUCCAACCUGGAUCAACAGACCGGAUCACUACGUGAAGUUAUUACUGUGGGAAUUUGAAUUACAAUAUGUAUUACAACAAAAACUGGGCGUUUGUAAACAGAUAGGACAAAUAGUAGUUUUCACACUGAACCCAUUUGAUUCCGACUUGGCUACUUUAGAAUAGUGUGAAGACUGAAGUCAAACUCUGGAUGACGCAAGUGGACUAAACUGCCUGAGAGGGUGAAGUGAGUCUAGUGCUUUCUUUUUUUUGUGGUGCGAUAGCAAAGCACAGCAGCCACAGAAUAUGAUAUGUUAUUUUAGCUUCAAUUCAAAAGAUAAACUGAUAAAUCCAUCAGCUGAUCAUGAACUGUCAAGGAAGUGAUCUGUCUAAGCGACAAAUAUAUAUUUAUGCUAUUUAUUUGUUAACCACAGUAACACUUGUGCAAUGCUGGGAUUGUCCCUGAUAUUCCUGCUUGCGUCUAAUUAAAAACAUGAUGACACCAUAGUAAUUAUUUCCCCAAUUUAAUCCUGUUUCUACCUGGUCGUCAUUCAUAAACAGUCAUUUUUUUAUGUGCUUUCUGUACUCUAACAACAAAUAUACACAAGAAGCAGUAAAGUGCAGCAUGAUCUGCUGUAUCACUGAUGAUCGCAGGAUGAAAGUCCCCAAAACUGUCAUGGGGUGCUAUUGAUAAAACUGUAUUGUGUCAUAAGGACUGCUUUUACCACUGGAUAAAGUGACUUAAACACUAAUGUGUAAUAAGAGGGCGCUUAUAUAUUUGUACUCCAUUAAAACUGCUUAUUGAAAACACUAAAAAA